Molecule: messenger RNA, 2487 nt
Organism: Rhododendron vialii
Lineage: Eukaryota; Viridiplantae; Streptophyta; Magnoliopsida; Ericales; Ericaceae
Exons: 8
Coding region: 1-2487 (828 amino acids)
Molecular function (GO): nucleic acid binding; RNA-DNA hybrid ribonuclease activity
Source: RefSeq, a predicted model, not a curated record
AUGAAAGAGUUAGGAUUAGCAGACCUGAAACCAGCACCAGCUAAGCUAGAUGAUGACGGGGCCCAAGUAAAGGAUCCCACAGAAGAAGUCAACUUGGGAACUCCAGAAGAUCCUAAGAUCACAUAUGUAAAUGCUGCUUUGCCUAUUGAAAUAAAGGAAAAUUAUGAUGAAAUGCCAGGUUUAGAUAGGUCUUUAGUUGAACACAAAAUACCUAUAAAGGAGAACUACGUACCUUUUAAACAGGCACCAAGGAGAAUGAAGGAUGAUGUCUUACCUCAAGUCAAAAAAGAAAUGGAACGUUUAUUUGAGGCAAAGUUUAUUCGACCGGUCAAGUAUGUUGAAUGGGUCUCAAAUGUUGUCCCAGUAUUAAAGAAAAAUGGGAAAGUUAGAGUAUGCGUUGAUUUUAGAGAUCUUAAUACCGCAUCACCAAAGGAUCAAUAUCCAAUGCCUGUUGCUGAUUUGCUAGUCGAUGCAACAGUAGGGUACCAAAUGCUGUCCUUCAUGGAUGUUUAUAUAGACGAUGUAGUUGUAAAAUCAAAUUCAGUUGACGAGCACCUACAUCAUCUUGAACAGACUCUGGAAAGGAUGAGGCGUUACAAUCUGAAAAUGAAUCCUUUGAAAUGUGCAUUUGGUGUCACCGCAGGAAACUUUUUAGGAUUCUUGGUGCAUCAAAAAGGGAUUGAGAUUGAUAAAACUAAAGCUGAUGCUAUUUUGAAAGCACAGACAAUGGCAUUCUCCCCAUUAUUAAAAUUGAGGUCAGAAAAAGAUUUCAGAUGGGAACAAGAGCAUCAGAAAGCUUUUGAUACUUUAAAGCAAUCUUUGGUGACACCUCCUGUUCUGAUGCCUCCAAUAAAUGGAAAACCAUUGAAGUUGUACAUAUCAGCAACGCACCAUUCGAUUGCAACUAGAGUAAUGAUCAUUUCCCAAACAGAUAUAAUAAAAUAUAUCCUGUCUAGACCCAUUUUGAGAGGGAGACAGGGGAAAUGGAUUUUAGCGCUAGUAGAGUAUGACUUUGAAUAUGUGCCUCAAAAGGCAGUAAAAGGACAAGCUUUGGCAGAUUUCUUAGCUGAGCAUCCAAAUCUACCUUUGGAAGAGGAUACUUUUGAGGUACAUCUUUUGGAGCUUAAACCUUGGCAACUGUCUUUUGAUGAGUAUGAGGCCUUGAUCAUAGGCUUGGAAAUAGCAAAAGAUUUGAAUAUACGAUAUUUGAAAGUUUCUGGGGACUCACAAUUGGUCAUCCGACAAAUUACAGGACAUUAUAAGUGCAAUCACCCCUUAUUGAGCCUGCAACUAGAAAAGGUUCAGUGUCUUGUCCAAAACUUUGAUGAAAUAUGCUUUCAGCACAUCUUGAGACUUCAAAAUAGCGAGGCCAAUCAAAUGGCUCAGACAGCUUCAGGAGUUAAGAUUCCUGAAGGAGACACGGAGAAAAUAAUUAGAAUCCAAAAACGAUAUCUACCUUUUUCAUUGGAAAGGGAAAAAGAUCGAUUGGAUGUGUUUGUAAUCGAUAUUUCAGACGAUUGGAUGAUUCCAAUAAAGAAUUACCUUCUAAAUCCUAAUGAAAAGGUGGAAAGGACUGUCAAGUGCAGGUCCAUCAAUUAUGUUUUAUUAGAGCAGGAUUUGUAUAGAAAAACGUCUGAUGGUCUAUUAUUGUUGUGCGUUGACAAGGACCAAUCAAUGAGAAUUAUGGGAGAAGUCCAUGAAGGGACUUGUGGUGCUCAUCAAGCUGGUGAUAAAAUGAGGUGGUUAAUUAAAAGACACGGAUAUUAUUGGCCAAAUAUUCGAGCUGACUGUAUUCAGUAUGCUAAAGGUUGCCAGCAAUGCCAAAAGCAUGGACCAAUCCAAAGGAUACCUGCUCAUCAGUUGCAGUCGAUUGUUAAACCUUGGCCGUUCAGAGGUUGGGCAAUCGAUAUGAUAGGGGAAAUUCACCCAGCAUCUUCAUUUGGAAUUCCUGAAACCAUCACUGUUGAUCAGGCGUCUAUAUUCAAUGGUAGAGAAGUUGUCCAAACAUCACAAAGGGAGAGUACUAAGGUAACACCAUUCGAGUUAGUUUACGGGCACGCAGCGGUAUUGCCAGUCGAAAUUAACGUUCAAUCUUUAAGGGUGACACGUCAUUACGACCCAGAUUUACAGUACGAAGAAGCAAUGUUUUUGGAUAUCGAUGGGCUAGAAGGGAAAAGAUUACACGCCCUGAAUCAGAUUCAAGCCCAAAAGAAAAGAGUUGAAAGGGCUUAUAACAAAAGAGUAAAACAAAAGUCUUUUGCAGUUGGAGACUUAGUGUGGAAAACAAUCCUCCCAAUCGAUUCAAGAAAGAAGAAAGGGAAAUUUGGAAAAUGGUCUCCAAACUGGGAAGGUCCUUUCCGUAUUGCCCAGAUUUUACGAGGGGGUGCAUAUCAUUUGACAUCAAUCGAAGGGGUUCUACACGAAAGAACCAUUAAUGGUAAAUAUUUGAAACAUUAUUUUCCGUCUAUGUGGGAGAGCAUUAGUUAA